AGCCACAGUAGGUGUGUUAUUGUACUGAGACUGCCAAAUGCAGCACAGCCACGAGAAAACAGCCGUAUACAUCUAAUGAUUUACUUAUUGUGAUACAGGCCCUGCUCAUCCUUUUUCCAGCUGCUGAACCAAGCUGUGUAUUUGUCUGUGGUGCUAUACAGCAGCAGUGACAGCAGCCAAGCUGCAGGCGCCAUCUUGCCUGUGUCAAACUACAAAAAAAAAGGCUGCAUCCUUUUUCCAUGUCUCCUCAGCAGUUUCACCACCACCCUGCGACGCUGCUGGGCUGGACCGGACCGGACCGAGUGGACCGGGCCGGGCCGACGCAGCAGCACAGAAUAACGCAGUAACACGACACUGGCAUUUGUAAAGCACAUUUGUCGAAAAACGGACGGCGCAUUCACAACUCAGCUGAACUCGUGUUGCAUUUGUUUGAUUACGUUAAGUCGUUAAUGAGAUAAACUGGCAGGACACACAUACGACGUUAUGUUAGCCUGCAGCGGUUGCCAUGCCAAUCCGUGUCAUAUUCUGGAAACAGAGCUAGCUAAAGUUAGCCUUCUGGACCUUAUCAGCCAGGUGACUUGACUGCCCCAUGUAACUAGCGAUAAAAAUAUAACAGCGACUAGAUAUUAUUAUAGUAACCGUCUGUUACACAUGGGUAGAGAACCACGAGAAGAAGCAAAACAUGGCAGGGCCAAGCUGUCAAUCACUGACAUCUAACGAGCGCAACAUGAGGAUUUUGCUGGGACUGUGUAUGGUGCUAAUUGUCACAGGUGAUGAGGAGAUGACAAUCACAGGCACCUUAGAAGGCAGUGUCCUCCUGCCAUGCACCUGCCUGCAGAGAAAUCUGGACAAGGAGUUUCUGUGGCAGAUGGAAGAACCGAGCUGGAUUCUGGUGGUUAAACACGUCAAGAACACUUCAGACUUCCUUGGCGGAUACAGGGACAGGACCAAACUAUUUCUGCAUGAGAACAAUAACUGCUCUAUUCUACUGACCAACAUCACAGCGGGUGACCAGGGGAGAUACAGAUGCAAAUAUUACAAGAAAGAGACAUACAUGAAAGUCUUUGUAAAUCUAAACAUCUCUGCGAGCUACGACGUCUGUCAGAAUGAGUCAGCCGACAAUCUGCAUGUUGGCGUAAGUGGAAAGACUUUCCACUGCAGUGCAACUGGACGCUAUGGGGAGGCUGAGAUUCAGUGGAAGCUGGGUGAGCAGCUCCUUGAGAAUUCACCCUCUAUUGAUAUCACACACACAAACACACUGGACAAUCAGACCGGCCUCUACCAGUUCACCAGCAAACUCAUCACCAAACUCGACGGGAAACCUAAAUGUGAUGUAAAGGCCCAAGCACUACCAACUGUCAUCAGAGAUAACUGCUCCACAAUGACAGAACCCCACAUAGAUCCGGUAGAUCCAGUGAGAUACCGGUACCUAAAAAUGAUUCCCAUUAUUUUUGUGGUUGUGUUUUCCGUGGGUUUGUGGCGCCGUGGGAAUUCUCACAGAUACCAAAGAUAAAAGAAGUGGAGACGGACAACUUUUUAUGCCAAACACAAAAACUCCAAUGUGACAAUAUAGAUACUGUGAAGGCACUUCCCUAACGAAACAUGCACUAGUGAGGUGCACAGCCACAUAAGGAAUCUACAAUGGGCCAACGAAGGAGAGCUGUGGCUAACCCCUCAUCUCGGAGGGUCUCUGGAGCUCCCGCAGAGGUUGCCAGGGUCCCCAGCAGGAAGCACAACAUCUGCAUGGUGUCUGACUUCUUCUAUCCGAAUAUGGGAGGAGUGGAAAGUCACAUUUACCAGCUAUCCCAGUGCUUGAUUGAAAAGGGACACAAGGUGGUGAUUGUCACCCACGCCUAUGGCAGGAGGAAGGGUGUCAGGUACCUGACCAAUGGACUGAAGGUGUACUACCUCCCCCUGCAGGUGAUGUACAACCAGUCCACAGCUACCACCUGCUUCCACAGUCUCCCACUGCUGCGCUGCGUGUUCGUAAGGGAAUGCAUCACUGUGGUGCACGCACACAGCUCCUUCUCUGCCAUGGGCCAUGAUGCAUUGUUCCAUGCUAAGACCAUGGGCCUCAACACGGUGUUCACUGACCACUCACUCUUCGGCUUUGCUGAUGUGAGCUCUGUGCUUACCAACAAGCUUCUGACCGUGUCACUGUGUGACACAAACCACAUUGUGUGCGUGUCAUACACCAGUAAGGAAAACACGGUGCUCCGAGCAGCACUCGACCCAAAGAUAGUGUCUGUUAUUCCCAACGCUGUCGACCCUACUGAUUUCACCCCCGACCCCUCCCAGCGCCCAGAUGAUAGGAUCACUAUUGUUGUCAUCAGUCGUCUCGUCUACCGCAAAGGAAUUGAUCUGCUUGGUGGAAUAAUCCCAGAGCUCUGCCUCAAACAUCCAGAUCUGCAUUUCCUGAUCGGGGGAGAGGGGCCGAAGAGAAUUGUGUUGGAGGAAGUGAGAGAAAAAUACCAGCUACACGACAGGGUGCGUCUGCUGGGGGCUUUGGAGCAUAAAGAUGUUCGUGGAGUUCUGGUGCAAGGUCACAUCUUCCUCAACACAUCUCUGACCGAAGCCUUCUGCAUGGCCAUUGUGGAAGGAGCCAGCUGUGGCCUGCAGGUGGUUAGCACUUGUGUGGGGGGCAUUCCUGAGGUGUUACCCAACGAAUUGAUCACCCUGUGUGAGCCCACUGUGCGGUCGUUGUGUGCUGGUCUGGAGAAAGUCAUUGCCCAGCACCGCUCAGGGUCUGUCCCCUCCCCCGCCUCUGUCCAUGCUCGUGUGCGAAACCUAUACACCUGGAGAAACGUCGCAGAGAGGACUGAAAAGGUGUACGACCGAGUGUCUGGAGAGGAGGUGCUUCCCCUGGACAGACGGUUGCGGAGGCUGAGGGCUUACUGCGGCCCCGUCGCCGGCACCCUCUUCGCCCUUUUUGCUGUUUUAGACUUCCUGCUCCUGCUUUUUCUGCAGUGGUUAGUGCCAGACCGGGUCAUGGACGUUGCUGUGGACGCCACCGGCCCUCAUGGACUGUGGAGGCCGAGGCCGAGCAGUGAAGUCAGUGCCACGAAGCGAGCAGCCAAACAGGAUUCUUCAUCAUAACGACGACACCUCAGCCUCGCUUCAAGCUGCUCACAAGGUGUUAUGAGAUGUGACAACUGACUUCAUGCUGAAUGUGUUCAUGGAAACUCUGAACAUUGUUUACAUUACUUGACUAAAGGGACCUUGUGUGAGCCAUUUUUUCCCAAGACUUAGAAGCAGAGGUUUUAUACAUAGAGAUUAAAAUGGAAAUGUUUGGCACUUGUUGCAUAUUUAAAAGCUACUUUUUGAUUUGUUAAAAAGUCUAUAGUUUGCACUUAACAGUGGGAGGAUAGGGGCUGGUUAACUUCAUGCUUACUUGCAGAAUCAAUGGCAGUAACCUGUUUUCAGCUUGAAGAAUUACAUACCUCACAUAGAACAGCGGUUUUCUUGGUAAAAUUUAAAGCUAAAUAUCAGUGCAGAUCGUUCUUUUUGUUGCCACUAUUUUGUUAAAUAAUUUCAGAUUUGCCAUAUUUAUAUUAAAACAGGGAGUUUUUUCAGAUGCUGAAAAAUAAAACCUCCUUUUUAAUAUUUCA
Acanthopagrus latus (yellowfin seabream) is the source of this 3608-nucleotide messenger RNA. RefSeq names its product phosphatidylinositol glycan anchor biosynthesis, class A (gene piga). The record is from RefSeq and is a predicted model, not a curated record. Gene Ontology annotation, molecular function: phosphatidylinositol N-acetylglucosaminyltransferase activity. The transcript has 12 exons. Gene Ontology annotation, cellular component: glycosylphosphatidylinositol-N-acetylglucosaminyltransferase (GPI-GnT) complex. Bases 1642 to 3096 code for a protein of 484 amino acids. Lineage: Eukaryota; Metazoa; Chordata; Actinopteri; Spariformes; Sparidae. Gene Ontology annotation, biological process: GPI anchor biosynthetic process.